AUGGCUCACCCGGGGAGAAGAGGCUACGAUAACCGGGAGAUAGUGCUGAAGUACAUCCACUAUAAACUCUCGCAGAGAGGAUACGACUGGGCUGCCGCCGAGGACAGGGCACCCCUGCCUCCGCAUCUCUCUCCUCCUGCUGCUGCUGCUGCGGUCGCUGCUGCUGCUGGGACUUCCUCUGAUCACACUGGGCUGGUGUCUCCGCACCCCGAGCCCCCCGGCUCGGCUGCUGCUAGCCACGCGCCCCCCCCUGAGGGGUUGCGCCCCCCGCCCCAGGUUGUCCACCUCGUUAACUGGGGCAGGAUCGUGGCCUUCUUCGAGUUUGGCGGCGUGAUGUGCGUGGAGAGCGUCAACCGGGAGAUGUCUCCCCUCGUGGACAGCAUCGCCGCCUGGAUGACCGAGUACCUGAACCGGCACCUGCACAACUGGAUCCAGGACAACGGAGGCUGGGAUGCCUUCGUGGAGUUGUAUGGCAACAGUAUGAGGCCUUUGUUCGAUUUCUCCUGGAUCUCUCUGAAGACUAUCCUGAGUCUGGUUCUGGUGGGAGCUUGCAUCACUCUUGGCGCUUAUCUGGGACAUAAGUAGAGUCACCCAGUUUAUCGUGGAUUACAAAAGUCUUUCAAAACAACAAAAUAAUAUUUUUUUUUCUGUAGCACAAUGAUAUUUUAUGAGCAAAACAACUUCCCAGCUAAAGAUUAAAUCAGCUAUUACUGCCAAAGGAAAUAUCAUUUAUUUUUACAUUGCAGGAAAAUUAUUUAUUAAAAGAUAUUUACAUUUUAACCUGCUAUUUUCAGAAACUCUGCAAGUUGUAUCUGUCAUCAUGUCAUGUUGUUAUUCUCAACUUUAAUGAGCCUCAAAGUCUUUUAGGUUCUUUUUUUUAAUUAAUGCAGCUGGCUGGAUUAUUUUAUCACUGAAGAGCAAAUAUACUAACAAAGACCUACCUGCUUACACUCAUGAGGGCAGUUACUUAAGCUGCUAAAGGCUGCGUAAUUGUCUUGAUUUUCCUUGCAUUUUCCGGGUGGCUGGGAGGGAUCUGAAAGACAAGGUCAGCAUGAAAGAAGAUCUCACCCUGUCCUGCUGGCAAGAACUGACAGAGUGAUGGAUUCACCGUGGUACAUACCUGGAGUCA
This is a messenger RNA of Mesitornis unicolor (brown roatelo), 1129 nucleotides long. RefSeq names its product B-cell CLL/lymphoma 2 (gene BCL2). The record is from RefSeq and is a predicted model, not a curated record. Gene Ontology annotation, biological process: negative regulation of intrinsic apoptotic signaling pathway; intrinsic apoptotic signaling pathway in response to DNA damage; extrinsic apoptotic signaling pathway in absence of ligand. Gene Ontology annotation, cellular component: mitochondrial outer membrane. Bases 1 to 585 code for a protein of 194 amino acids. NCBI's taxonomy places the organism in Eukaryota, Metazoa, Chordata, Aves, Mesitornithiformes, Mesitornithidae. Gene Ontology annotation, molecular function: protein heterodimerization activity; protein homodimerization activity. The transcript is spliced from 3 exons.